AUGCUGUGUGCUAUUUCUGGAGAAGCUCCUCAAGUGCCUGUCGUUUCCUCCAAGUCAGGAAAUGUCUAUGAGAAGCGUCUGAUUGAGACAUACAUCACCGAGAAUGGAACCGAGCCUUCGACAGGCGAAAGCCUAACCGUUGACGACCUAAUCGACCUCAAAACCCCACAAUCUGUCCGACCACGACCUCCCACCUUGACCUCCAUACCUUCUUUACUCAGUGUCUUCCAAGAAGAAUGGGAUGCGCUUGCUCUCGAAACAUAUACGCUUCGGCAGAACCUUACUCAAACACGGCAAGAGCUCAGCAACGCCCUCUACCAGAAUGAUGCCGCGAUCAGAGUCAUCGCUCGGCUGACCAAAGAACGCGACGAAGCCCGCGAAGCUCUCGGCAAGGUCAACGUUGCUGCGCCCACCAAUGGUGACGCCAUGCAUGUUGACUCUGCUCCCCUACCAGCAAGGGUCGUGGAGAAGAUUCAGACCGCGCAAGACAGCCUCUCUGCUACCCGACGAAAGCGCCCGGUGCCCGAAGAAUGGGCUACUGGCGAAAGCGUUGCAACAUACACCCCCAAAGUCAUGACGCAGACCCAAUACCCCGGAGGCUCCGCGCUUGCUGUCCAUCAGUCUGGAGAUCUAGUGCUGGCUGGCGGUGUCGAUGGCGGUGUCGAUGUGUUCUCAGUCGCCCGAAAUCAAGUCGUUCAGUCAUUCACCGCUGGAUCUGGCACGAUCACUGGUGCCGCUUGGGCUGGUGAACGGGCAAUCAUUUCGACGUCAAAAGGUCAAGUCAGUGUCCGAGAUGCCGCCUCCGGGUCAGAGCUUGGUCUUUUCACUGCGCAUACUAGUGGUGUCUCGGCCGUCACAGUGCACCCAAGUGGAGAGUUGUUCGCUUCUGUGGGCGCAGACGGAAUUUAUGUGGUCUAUGACAUCGAGACAAUGAGCGUAGCAACACAAGUUGCGAGUGGCGGAGCCUUCACCUGUGCGCGAUUUCAUCCCGAUGGCCACCUUCUUGCGGCCGGCGGGCCCGGUGGUCAGAUUAAAGUCUACGAUGUCAAAACUGGCACUGAGGCUGCCGUCUUCGCGUUUGGCUCCCCUCUCAAGCAGAUCAUCUUUUCGGAGAAUGGUAUCUGGCUCGCUGCGAUUGCCGAGAACUCGACGACAAUUUCGGUCUGGGAUAUCAGAAAAUCGACGGAGAUCAAGGCUUUGGAGACAAACGGCGUUAUUGCGUCGAUCGAUUGGGACUACACCGGACAGUUCUUGGUCUCAGCUGGGCCAAGUGGCAUAACAGUCAAUCAGUAUUCAAAGGCAUCAAAAGCAUGGACUGAGCCGCUGAAGCUCGCUGUGCCAGCCACAGCUGUUGCAUGGGGCAAGUCGGCGCAGAGUCUAUUGACAUUGAGCAGCGAGGGCGCGAUCACGGUAUUGGCAUGA
This is a messenger RNA of Cyphellophora europaea CBS 101466, 1422 nucleotides long. RefSeq lists its product as uncharacterized. The record is from RefSeq and is a predicted model, not a curated record. Gene Ontology annotation, molecular function: protein binding; ubiquitin protein ligase activity. The transcript is spliced from 4 exons. Gene Ontology annotation, cellular component: U2-type catalytic step 1 spliceosome; Prp19 complex; cytoplasm. Gene Ontology annotation, biological process: DNA repair; mRNA splicing, via spliceosome; protein ubiquitination. NCBI's taxonomy places the organism in Eukaryota, Fungi, Ascomycota, Eurotiomycetes, Chaetothyriales, Cyphellophoraceae. The coding region runs from base 1 to 1422 and encodes 473 amino acids.